This is a messenger RNA of Temnothorax curvispinosus, 993 nucleotides long. RefSeq names its product TM2 domain-containing protein almondex (gene amx). The record is from RefSeq and is a predicted model, not a curated record. Bases 128 to 832 code for a protein of 234 amino acids. Lineage: Eukaryota; Metazoa; Arthropoda; Insecta; Hymenoptera; Formicidae. The transcript is spliced from 6 exons.
ACUGUAUAUAUACUCGGCGCGGGACGCUCGUGCGUGCUUCUCCUUCACGCGCACACGGCGCAUAUAAAUUCGUCGGGGUUUUGCGAGUCGAGCACUCGGCUGCUGGUGAGAGGAAUCCUCGCGCAGAAUGAAUGUCGUGCGGAUCAACUCCAAGAACGUGAUAUUCCUCUUCAUGGCCCUCCUAUCAACCUCCGUCCAGGAGGCUCGCAUGGAUUACGGCACCGCGACCAGUUAUGCUCUGAAAGAAGCUAACGUAAACUCCACGCCAGCCUAUAGCAGCAAGAAGGAGGAAAUUGCUGGUCUGUGUCCGAGUGGGAUACCUUGCGUAGAGUUGAGUGGAGAAUGCCUGAGGUGCAAUUUAAAUUACAGCUGCAAAUAUGGGGUGAUGUAUGAAGCAAACUGCUCCGUGAUGGAGCACGUUGAUUGUAUAGGAGAACAGACUUUCUUGAAGAAAUACAUGUGCCGUUAUUGUUAUCAAACUGACCACUGGGAGCAUCAGUGCCAUCAGAAAAAUUCCUGCAGCUCAGUAGCGUCUCCUCAGCAAUAUUAUAGAACAAAUUGUACGGUAAACGGUGACAUACUCUGUCUGGGCAGACGAAGGUUUAUGAAAAAUUUGCCCUGUAACUGGACAGUUGGAUAUCGUUGGUCUACGGCUUUGAUCUUGAGCAUCACUCUUGGAGGAUUUGGUGCAGAUAGGUUUUACUUGGGACAUUGGCAAGAAGGUAUCGGCAAGCUUUUCAGUUUUGGCGGACUGGGUGUGUGGACUUUAAUCGACGUGAUAUUAAUCUCUAUGAGAUAUUUAGGCCCCGCUGAUGGCUCUUUGUAUAUUUAGAUUAUUUAUGGAUAUUGUAAUUAUCAGUAUCAGAGAUCUAAGUCUUAUUUCAUCAUAAUUUAUCAUAGUCCUUGUAGGGAAAUGUUAUAUUUGUUGAACUAGGUACAAAUUAAUGUGAUAUAUGUAAAUAUAUAAAUAUAAAUAAGUUUUUAUUAAAUAAA